Molecule: messenger RNA, 2708 nt
Organism: Phialemonium atrogriseum
Lineage: Eukaryota; Fungi; Ascomycota; Sordariomycetes; Cephalothecales; Cephalothecaceae
Product: putative Xaa-Pro aminopeptidase P
Exons: 4
Coding region: 235-2262 (675 amino acids)
Molecular function (GO): metalloaminopeptidase activity
Source: RefSeq, a predicted model, not a curated record
CAAAGGUACCUUAUCGACUAGUAGGUCUGCACCUGUAGCUGGACUUCUGGCCCAAGCAAGCUGAUUCGAAGCAUUCCAUACUAACUGGAAUUUACCUAGCCCCUCUCCUAUUAACUGCCAGCUACCUAAUCCGGCAGGAGGAGUCUGGGGUGCCCAAGGAACUAAUUAUCAACGCCGAAUCGUGGACGAGGGGUUGAAGACGAGGAACGAGACACCCUGUUUCUUGCACCCUCCAUGCGUUAUAUAUGCUCGCGCCCUUUUUUCGCUUCUUCUUUCGGGACUCCGGUGGCACAAUUUGUUCGGCCUUCUAAGACCAGAUCCUCGAGGUUCGUUUUUGCAGGCAGACUUACGAUAUCCGCACCGUUUUUACCCCGCGCCGCCGCUUUCUCAACCUCAACGGCACCAUUCAUAACCAUGGAGACCGUGGACACGACCAGCCGGCUGGCAGAGCUGAGGGCUUUGAUGAAAGAGCGCAAAGUGGACGUCUAUAUUGUUCCCUCGGAAGACAGCCAUGCCUCAGAAUAUAUUGCUGCGUGCGAUGCGCGACGCGAGUUCAUUUGCGGGUUCUCUGGAUCGGCGGGCACGGCAGUGAUCACUCUCGACAAGGCAGCCCUAGCUACCGACGGCCGAUAUUUCAACCAGGCUGCCAAACAACUGGACAAUAACUGGCUGCUCCUCAAGACCGGCUUGCAAGAUGUCCCGACAUGGCAAGAGUGGACUGCAGACGAGUCUGCAGGAGGGAAGGUUGUUGCCGUCGACCCCACUCUCAUCUCGAGCUCUACGGAGGAGAAGCUAUCAGAGAAGAUCAAGAAGGGUGGCGGAGCUGGCCUCGACCCAGUUGCCGAGAACCUGGUAGAUCUCGUCUGGGCCAAAGCCAAGCCUCCUCGGCCGAGCGAGCCUGUCAUUCUUCUACCUGAGAAAUAUGCGGGGAAAGACGUCGCAUCGAAGCUGGCCGAUCUCCGCAAGGAACUCGAAAAGAAAAAGUCGGUCGGUUUUGUGGUGUCCAUGCUUGACGAGAUUGCAUGGCUCUUCAACCUUCGCGGAAGCGACAUCCCUUACAAUCCUGUCUUCUUUUCCUAUGCCAUCGUCACGCCAGGCUCUGCGACCUUGUACGUUGACAUCGCCAAGCUCAGCAAGGACUGCCAGGAUUAUUUAGCUGCGAACAGUGUCACAGUCAAGCCCUACGAAGCUAUCUUUGACGACGCAAGGGCGCUCGCUGCGUCUGCUCGAACUAAUGGGGACUCUGCUAGCCUAACACAGUAUUUGAUGUCGACGAAGGCGUCGUGGGCGCUGAAAUUGGCUCUUGGAGGCGACGACCUAGUCGAAGAGAUUAGAAGUCCGAUUGGCGACGCCAAAGCUGUGAAGAACGACACGGAGUUGGAGGGCAUGAGACAAUGCCAUAUCCGGGAUGGCGCGGCCCUCAUCGAGUUUUUCGCGUGGCUUGAACACCAGCUCCUGGAGAAAAAGGCGACCUUGGACGAAGUUGAAGCGGCAGAUAAGCUUGAAGGGCUACGGAAGAAGCAGAAGGAUUAUGUCGGCCUUUCCUUCGACACGAUAUCCUCUACCGGAGCCAAUGCUGCCGUGAUACACUACAAGCCCGAGAGGGGAAAUUGCUCCGUGAUCGAUCCCAAUGCCGUCUAUCUCUGUGAUUCAGGGGCACAAUACUUCGAUGGGACCACAGAUACCACGAGAACUCUCCAUUUCGGAACGCCGACUGAAGCGGAGAAGAAAGCCUACACAUUAGUGCUCAAAGGAAACAUGGCGUUGGACACGGCAGUAUUCCCCAAGGGGACAACAGGCUUCGCCCUGGAUAGUCUGGCAAGGCAAUUUUUAUGGCAAGAGGGACUCGACUAUCGCCACGGAACGGGUCAUGGAGUGGGGUCUUUCCUCAACGUCCACGAGGGACCUAUCGGUAUCGGCACUCGGAAACAGUAUAUCGAGGUAUCGCUCGCCGCUGGAAACGUCAUAUCGAAUGAGCCGGGCUAUUACGAAGAUGGGUCGUAUGGCAUUCGAAUUGAAAACAUCGUCAUGGUGAGAGAAGUGAAGACGGAACAUUCGUUCGGGGACAAGCCCUAUUUGGGCUUCGAACACGUUACAAUGGUGCCAUACUGCAGAAACCUGAUCGACUCUUCCCUGUUGACAGCGAAGGAGAAGAAAUGGCUCAACGACUACAACGUGGACAUCUUUGAGAAGACGAAGGACUACUUCAAGGAUGAUCCGCUGACGUUGGCAUGGCUCGAGAAGGAGACGCAGGCCUUCUAAACUAAAGUUUGAUUCAUAACCAAGACAAUAUGCUAGAAGGACAUAAAUGCCGAUAGCGCAAAGGUUAGACCAAAUGAUAUUCCAAAUGCAGGACGCUUGACCAGGGAUGAGAGGAUGCGCGAAGAUUCAACCCGUUUUCUCAGGUUCAGCCACCCCACAAUAUCGAUGCCAAAUCGGGAAGCAACCUAGGGGCAGGUUUUAGUCUUUGAGUGAGGUCCCGAACACUAUGGGAAAUAAAGUACCUGAACGGCGGUAAUGCUUAAGCCGACGAGAAGGACGAGCGUCUUGGAGAAGACGCUCACAACCAACCCUAAAAAGAAGCCUGAUCGGAAUUAGUCGACGCCCUGAGGAGGGGGAGGCAGAACAAGUAGUACCAGAAAGGCUCCCGCCAGAUAGCUGCUUGAUAACCUCGGGAUCUAGUCUGUCUUUCCGCCCACUCGACAUGG